AAAUGUGGAAGAACUUGUCCUCAAACUGCUGUUUAUGUGUGUGUGUGUGUGUGUGUGUGUGAGAGAGACCGCUGAAGCGCGAGAAGCAUGAAAAGGAAAAAGCAGAGGACAUGCACGCGCACGCGCGCGCCCACGCACCUGGAACGCGGACAGGUUUGGACAGGCCUCGGGGGCGUGGCCUAUAGUGGAAGAGGGCGUGGUUGCUUUUAUUCUCGGGGGGGAAAAAAAGUAAAGAAAGCAUGCAAGAAGAAAAAGAAACAAAUCUGCACAGCUUUUCCGGAGUUGGCGUGGACAUGUCCAAGUCGCAUGUCGAAGUGUAGCUUUGAACAUCAGGAUGGUGUUUUAAGCAUCUAAAACAAGAUUCUUGUGGAUUCCAAGGAAGUUGAGAAAAAAAAGUGUGUGUGUGUGUGUGUGUGUGUGUGUGUGUGUUAGAAAAGCGUCCAGCACUUAACAUGUGGAGAAGAAGAAGCCUGGAGUCACCAUAAGAAUAAGUAAUCAUGCGUCGCUUUAGUUCAGAAGGCUCACUCCUGGACCUGGACAUCUUUCCCUGGAAGAAUGAGUCACGGAAGGAUGGCCAGUCUCGUAGAGUGGAAAGACCGGGUGCCUAUAUGACCAUGCCAUGCCAGGGGAACACAGCGGAUCACGGAACAGUGUCUUUGCCUGCGACGCCGGCCGCUUUGCAAGAGCCAGCGAGCAGACCUGCAAAAGAGCUCUCCAGGGUAGACAGUUACAGUGUGGAGGAUUUUUCCGAACUAGACGUAGCACCCGGUUUGCUCAAGGUCACCAGUCUCAACGAAAGCUUCAGGGCGUACAGCGACAGUCAGCUGGCACCACGCUCCAUCAGCAGCGAGGGGAGUGUCGAGAAGGACGACAGCCAGUCUCCGUGUCCGGCGUCUUCGCCGACGCUCAAUGCCUUCUGCUUUAACGCAGGAGGAGGAAUGCAUCAGAACCGGCACCAUGUCCGGGCCAAGCUGUCGGCUGCUAAAUUACAACUAAAGAGUCUAUUUGGGCAGAGCCCACACGCAUCCACUUGCAAUCCCAAUCUCACUGUAACGGAAACACAGGAGCAGGAAAGCAGUGCCAAACAGCGGCGAUCCCGCUUCACGAAGCAGUGGAGUCAGGUGGGUCAUGCGAAGACCCGUCUCAGCAGGACGGAGUUGGAGAAAUGGGCGGAGUCGCUCGACGUCAUUCUUAACAGCAGAGUGGCCCUAUCAGUGUUUGGCGCAUUCCUGCGUUCGGAGUUCAGCGAGGAAAACCUGCAGUUCUACAUGGCCUGUGAGCAGUACAGACAUUCAUCCAACAACUUCAGCCUGGGCCGACGUGCCAGAGAUAUCACUGCCACCUACAUACAGCCUGGUGCACCUCGUGAGGUAAACCUGGACAGUAAGACUCGAGACUUCACACUGCAGCUGCUGAAAGCUCCAUCUCACAACUCCUUGUGCCAUGCUCAGAAACGCAUCCGUGCCCUACUGGAAUUGGACUGUUACCCCCGCUUCUUGCAGUCGAACAUCUACCUCACACUCCUACAGAGCGCUCAGUAGGAACAUGCAGGUCAAGGAGACAUUCAGAGGGCAUUGACAAAAGCACACAGGAAUGCUCGAGGGAGAAAAAUAAAAAAAACAAGCACGAGAUCAUGAACUGUACCUUAAAAAUAAUAUAAAACCAAUUAAAAAUGAAUCAUGAUAAAAUAGACAGAACUUCUUUCCUGCUCUUGAGUUAACAUGAUAGAAUUAAAUAAUGUAGUGGUUUAAAUGAACCGAGGGAAUGAAAAGCCGAUGUUUUCUUUACACUGUAGCACGUCUGGUAUCCAACUCGCCUCAGCAGUCUUAGGCUAGAUAAAGUGUGCACUAACUUGUAAUCAUUAUCUAAGACAUUAGCUCCUGUCUGGCUUCAGUGAGCAAGAGCAGAGCGGUGUGGCGUGGCGUUGCUUACACAAAGCAACAAAUGGCUAGGCGGGAUUGCCCUCCUCUCGAAGGGUGAGCGCAGCAACAUCGUGACAUUUUCCCUGGAAUUCCUUCCUACCUGAUUCAACGAUCAUGUUUGGCAGAAGACCAGUGGAGGUUGUAAAGCGACCCAAGGCGCCAGGCCUGUGUAUAGAAUCCCUCACAGUUGUUUAUGUCUCUAUCGGUUUGGAAAUAUUUUGAAAUAAAUCACCUUUUAUAAAGCGUCUGACGUCUAAACAGAAGUCCAAGGAUGUUUUAUUGUUUCUGAUUCUUCUACAUUAGUGUCUUUUAUGGAGUAUCAAACAUGGCUGCAAGUGAACACAAGUUUGCAAGGAUUCCUGAUUGUGUGAAAGCUGGAAAUGCGCUUAUUCACAGCAUGAAAUCCCACUCGGACAUGCCGUCGGAUUUGUCGUUGAUAUGAUGUGGAAGAGUUUUGUUUUCUUCGCUGUAGAAAUCUUAUUAGUAGUAUUUUUCGAUGAAAAACUGAGGACCUUUUGACAUCUGUCUUUCAAUGCUUUGGACACCGGUACGAUCGUGUGACAUUGGUUAAAAAUAAAUAAAAAUAAAGUUGA
Molecule: messenger RNA, 2515 nt
Organism: Silurus meridionalis
Lineage: Eukaryota; Metazoa; Chordata; Actinopteri; Siluriformes; Siluridae
Product: regulator of G-protein signaling 3
Exons: 6
Coding region: 498-1541 (347 amino acids)
Source: RefSeq, a predicted model, not a curated record